Caenorhabditis elegans is the source of this 1775-nucleotide messenger RNA. It is a transcript of the gene best-4, whose product is annotated as Bestrophin homolog. Gene Ontology annotation, biological process: transmembrane transport. The coding region runs from base 58 to 1734 and encodes 558 amino acids. The record is from RefSeq and is marked reviewed. The transcript is spliced from 9 exons. Gene Ontology annotation, cellular component: membrane; plasma membrane. Lineage: Eukaryota; Metazoa; Nematoda; Chromadorea; Rhabditida; Rhabditidae. Gene Ontology annotation, molecular function: chloride channel activity.
GACUGAUACAAAUAAUAUUUUUUAUUCAGUUUGUUGCUACACAUACUUUUUUGACUGAUGACUGUCGCUUAUUCUCUAGAUGUUGCCACGUCAGGUCUGUUCACUCAAAUAAAAGUGUUAUUGAGAUGGAAAGGAUCGGUUUGGAAAUCAAUAUGGUCAGAGUUACUAAUUUGGCUUUUGUGUUAUUCUAUUUUAUCAGUGAUUUAUAGAAUAUUGCUUAACAAAGCACAGAGAGAAGUUUUCGAACAGCUGUGCACUUUUUUUGAUACAUUUUCAGUAUUUAUACCGGUAACAUUCAUGUUAGGUUUUUAUGUAUCAAUUGUUUAUAAUCGAUGGACCAAAGUGUUCGAUAACGUUGGAUGGAUUGAUACAUCCGCUUUGACAAUUGCUCAAUAUAUUCGUGGUACAUCGGAAAAAGCCCGAUUAAUUCGAAGAAACUGUGUGCGGUACAUGAUAGUUGCACAAGUGAUGGUGUUUCGUGAUGUUUCACCUGCAAUUAGACGACGAUUUCCUACCAUAAAACACCUAAUUGGUGCUGGAUUAUUAACUGAAGAUGAGCUGACUGAAUUUGAUGCCAUCACGAGCCCGCAGAGCAAAUACUGGCAACCAAUUCAAUGGUUGUUCUCAUUGGUAACGGUUGCUAAGGAUGAAGGGCUUAUUGCAGACAGUUAUCUCUACGUUGAUUUGAUUGAUAAAAUGAGAGAAUUCCGUACAAAAAUUCUAAAUCUGGUCAUUUUCGAUAUGGUGCCGAUUCCUCUGGUUUAUACUCAAGUUGUUAACCUGGCUGUUCGGACUUAUUUUGUAUUGGCAUUGUUUGGAAGACAGUUUCUUGAAAACAACAAUAACAUUCCUGGUGCAAAGUGGAAGAUAGACAUUUAUUUUCCAAUAAUGACAUCUCUACAAAUUGUAUUUAUAGUCGGCUGGCUAAAAGUAUCAGAAGUAAUGUUAAAUCCUCUUGGAGAAGACGAUGAAGAUUUUGAAACAAACUGGAUCAUUGAGCGGAAUCUCCAGGUAGGGUAUGCAGUCGUAGAUCAAGCCUACGGGCGGUAUCCGACACUUAAAAGAGAUCCGUUUUGGGAAGAUGAAACACCACAAACAAUGGACACGCCAACUUCAACACGGAAAGCUCAUUCUCAUAUGCAAGGAAGUUGCAUAAAUAUGAACGAAGCUGACUUGGACAAUGGUUUGAUUUCGUAUGUUCGACGCCGAUCGAGAUCGUUUGGUGAUGAUGAUGCAUCGUCUUUUUCAACUGAAAAUACAAGAACGCAAAGUAACGCUUCGAUGUUGCCACGACAUAUGUGGCAACAACCGCGUAACAAAAUUUCUGCAGCUAUCGCAAAAUUUUAUAAAUCAGAAGCUGAACCGAGGAGAGCUAGUGUAUGCGUAGCAGCUUUGAACCUUAACCAUCGUCGCCCAUCAACAGAUUUACGUGAAAUUGAGCCAAUAGAAAACACAGAUGAUGUUGUGAUAAAUGUGCCUGCACUUGUUCAAGAACGUAUUCGAAUAGCAAAACAACAGGCAGUAAAAAUAGAAAUUCCGGAAGAACCUCUGAAAAUUACUGCUUCUGCUGAAGGAAAAUCGGCGAUUUCCCCGUCUGCCAACAAUGUAAAAUGGUUCGUUGAAGAAAUGCCAGUAAUCGAAGAAGAAGAAGAAAGACUGCACAGGAAAACGCCGAGAAAUCUAAGCGCAAGCUCGCUGGGUAAUCAAAAUGGCAAACACGGAGAUCCGGCUUGAAAAAUUGAUUUUAUUAUACAUAAAGGCAUUCAAACUAUUUA